AUGGCAGAACCAGCAACUAUAACCAGACCCCUGAUAUCCUCCAAGCGACACAAGAGCAUAAGGAAGAAUUCCAGAAGAAUUUAUUCCCCAUAUCAGGAUGAUAAUGUGCAAGCUAGAGAGAUUGUUCUGAAGUAUGAGGGCAGACUGACCAGGACGAGAGGUUACCAGGCAGCUGGGGCAGAUUUGCUGAAGAAGAUUUCAAGAGUCUUAUACAACAUUGUUGUCUUGUUCAUUCCCUGGGAGAUGAGGAUUAAAAAGAUUGAAAGUCACUUUGGAUCAGGUGUGGCCUCUUAUUUCAUAUUUCUGCGAUGGCUGUUUGGGAUCAAUAUAGUUCUCACUAUUAUGACUGGAGCCUUUAUCGUGCUGCCUGAGCUGCUGGCCGGCGCUCCGUUCGGUACCACCCGCAGCAAGACCAUCCCCAAGGACCACCUUGCCUCUGCACAAGACCUGGACACCAUCUGGUCGCUGGGGGGAUAUCUUCAAUACUCUGUGCUUUUUUACGGCUACUACGGCAAUGUGCGUAAAAUCGGCAGUGCCGGCUACAGACUGCCCUUGGCCUAUUUUAUGGUCGGGAUGGCCGUUUUUGCCUACAGCUUCAUCACUUUGCUAAGAAAAAUGGCUAAAAACUCCCGCAUGAGUUUAGCCGGCGCCUCUGAUGAGAAUUACACCUUCUGCUGGCGUGUCUUCUGUGCGUGGGACUACCUGAUUGGGAACCCAGAGGCGGCCGAGAGUAAAGGGGCGGCCAUUGUCAAUAGCAUCAGAGAGGCCAUUGUAGAGGAGCAAGAGAAGAAGAAAGACACAAGCCUAGCUGUACUGAUCAGUUUGCGGAUUCUGGCAAACAUUCUGGUCCUGCUGUCUCUGACUGGCAGCAUCUACAUCAUCUACUUUGUGGUGGAUCGUUCUCAGAAACUAGAGCAGGAGAAACCUGAGCUAACACUCUGGGAGAAGAAUGAGGUGAGUGUGGUGGUGUCCCUCAUCACAAUGAUUGCUCCUUCAGCCUUUGAGUUAGUGGCACAGUUGGAGAUGUACCACCCCAGAACGAGUCUCCGCUUCCAGCUUGCCAGAGUUCUGGUGUUGUACCUUGGAAACCUCUACAGUUUGAUUAUUGCCCUCCUGGAUAAAGUCAACAGUAUGAGCUCUGCUGUGAGUCUUCUGCUUGGAGAUACUGAUGGUCUGCGGAGGGGUAAAAUUUCAUCCUGCACAAGGAAGGUAAAUGCAGGCUGUUUAUUUUGUUUAUCUUAUUUACAGGAGAUGUUAAAGCUCUCCAUCAUUGAUAUGAUCUUCACGGUGGCAAGUAUCCUGCUCAUUGAUUUCAUCCGGGGACUGGUGGUUCGAUACUUGAGUGACUGCUGCUGUUGGGACUUGGAGAGCAAUUUUCCAGAAUAUGGUGAAUUUAAAAUAGCAGAAAAUGUUCUUCAUCUGAUAUACAACCAAGGAAUGAUAUGGAUGGGAGCGUUCUUUUCACCCUGUCUGCCCGCCUUUAAUGUCAUGAAGCUCGUCGGCUUGAUGUACCUGCGGAGCUGGGCUGUGCUGACCUGUAAUGUUCCCCAUCAGCAGGUCUUUAGGGCCUCCAGAUCUAAUAACUUCUAUCUGACGAUGCUUCUCUUCAUGCUUUUCCUGUGUAUGUUACCAACCAUUUUUGCCAUUGUGAGGUAUCGGCCGUCUCAGUACUGUGGACCCUUCAGUGGCCAGGAGAAGAUUUACGACAUCAUCUCCGAAACUAUUGCCAAUGACUUCCCACUGUGGUUCAGUAAAGUGAUGAGUUACGUCACCAGUCCUGUGGUGGUGCUGCCUGCUUUGCUUCUACUCUUCAUGCUGAUCUACUACCUCCAAUCCAUCGCUAGAUCACUCAAAGUCACCAACAGCCAGCUGAGACUGCAGCUGCAGACCGUGAGUUACUCGAAAUUGAAUAUCAUCAUGAUGUAUUUCAGUUCAUUUAACAGAUCUGUGAUUUACAAUAAGGAACCCGGGCGAAACAGGAUAAGGUCUUUGGAUUUCAUAUAA
This is a messenger RNA of Sinocyclocheilus grahami, 2004 nucleotides long. RefSeq names its product transmembrane channel-like protein 3. The transcript has 17 exons. The record is from RefSeq and is a predicted model, not a curated record. Gene Ontology annotation, molecular function: mechanosensitive monoatomic ion channel activity. Lineage: Eukaryota; Metazoa; Chordata; Actinopteri; Cypriniformes; Cyprinidae. Gene Ontology annotation, cellular component: plasma membrane. The coding region runs from base 1 to 2004 and encodes 667 amino acids.